Messenger RNA from Coregonus sp. 'balchen', 3262 nucleotides. Lineage: Eukaryota; Metazoa; Chordata; Actinopteri; Salmoniformes; Salmonidae. The record is from the annotation of a GenBank genome assembly.
AUGGCGUCCAGCUCCCCCGUGGUGAACGGGGACAUCUCCCGGGGUCCUAGCUCCCACCCCGGCCACAGCCCCACCACAGGCACCCUGGAGGAAACGCUGCAGCAGAUGAACCGCCUCAUCCAGGAGAACCGAGAGCUGAAGGGUGAGACAUGGUCCUCUGUAGCUCAGCUGGUAGAGCACGGCGCUUGUAACACCAAGGUAGUGGGUUCGAUCCCCGGGACCACCCAUACACAAACAUUUAUGCACGCAUGACUGUAAGUCGCUUUGGAUAAAAGCGUGUGCUAAAUGGCAUAUUAUUACAUGGAGAGGGGACCAGAAUGUGGUUCAGCCUUAUUAAAGCUUAUUGAGAAUCUACUGUAUGGGGCAGGGACAUUGGGAUGUUAUGGCAUAUGAGGUUAUGAUUGUCUUGCAUUGGCUGAUUAUGUAUUGACUGCUCUGUCAGUGUGUGUGUUUUUGUGUAUUCUACAGUAAUGUACUCCCUGUGUAUCUUCCCCUGUAGAGGCGCUGAAGCAGACCAACAUGUCGAUGAAGGAGCGCUUCGAGGGUCUUUCUGUGUGGAGGGAGAAGCAGAGGGAGGAGAAGGAGUUCCUGGAGGGGAGGCUGGAUGAGGCUCGCGGCCGCAUGGAGGCCCUCUCCUUACACAACCAGGAGCUCAGCAGGAAGGUGGAGGAGCAGGAGGGAGGAGGAGGUGCAGAGGGGAAGGGACAGGUGAGAGAAAGGGAAGGCAAAUGUUCCAAAUGUUAGUUCUCUGGCUAGACCACAUAUUCAGCUUAUUAAUAGAGAAAAUCAUGUAUGGAGGAUUGUCUGUAGAUUUAGCUAGAUUUUGUAUAACAAAAGAAGAGGCUUGGAAAAUAAAGAUGGAGUGUUUUAGUAGAAUAUUGAUAAAUAUAUAUACUGCUGGGCAGACUGUUUUGUCCUAUCUGUGCUGUGUCACCUCCAGGACGGGACAGCCAAUCAUAAUGCAGAACUGGAGGCACUGCGUGCCCAACUGGUGCGUCUGCAGGCGGAGAAAAGUGACCUGGUGGCCAUGAACUCUGAACUCCAGCUCAAGACAGGUCAGGGGUCAGAGGAUGACUCCUUCAUAGAGAUCAGGAUUGCUGUGAGUAGCACUCACUCUCUCCAUCCAGCCAUCCAUAUUAUAAGGGUGUGUUCUUACUUUAGCACUGCUGUGUGUGUGUGUGUGUGUGUAGAGAGAGGAUACUGGAAAGGACCUGUAUCAUAAUGAAAAGGACUCCAGGUAUGACAUGAGUGCGUCCAGGCAGGAGUCUGAGGAGCUGACUGUCAGCCAGCUGCUCCAGUCCCUGAGGAAGGAGACCCAGAGGGUGGAGAGGCUACAAAUCGAGCUCGAGGCUGCUAGAUCCAGGUAGGCCGCAUUUCUGCCUGGGCUUAUGUUUGGGUGGAACCAAAGACUGAUGUUCCUAUGUCUUUCAGAAUCACAGAGCUGGAGGAGAAGGAAACUAACACGGAGAGCUCCACACAGACCUCACUACUGCCAGAGGUGGUUUCCCCAGCGCUAGCCACCACAGCAUGUGGUACUGAGCCUGAACCAGAGGAGGAGCCCCAACAGAACUCUGGGAAGGAGAAGGUAUAUACACAGAUAGGCUGGGUAAGAGCUUGUCUCUCACCCUGUAAGAACAGGGAAGUUAUUGAGAUUGAACUGUAUUAAUGUACAGUAUGUAAUAGGGAUUUUCCAGGUGAAUAAAAUAAGUCUCAUAUAAAGUAAAUUAAUCUGGUUUAAUACAAGUUGCAACAGGGAGACACCUCCAGCACAAAAGCAGAGAAGCAGGGCCUUAUUUUCUAAUCUCACAGCACCAAUGUUCUGGAAACACCCGCCGAGAAGCUUGUAGGAAGUCACAACAUCAGCUGCUAUAGAAUGACAGUGUCCCAGAAUACAAUAACAAUCAGUGUCCUCUGUCCUUGCACCUCCAGUCUGGCGUCAAUCACAAUCAACAGAUAUGAGAACAAUCCAUAACAUUCAGUAUCAAGUCUAGUGACCAUCAACCAGUACACAAAUGAGUGUCCCAAAUAAAACACUGGAAAUCAUGUGUAUUACAGAAAAGGGAAAACAUAUAAAUAUGCUAAGCAUUGUGUUAAUUACUCUUAACUUUAUUCAUCUUAAAUGUCCCCAUUACAAUGUCCUAACCCUUAGCUUCUCGAUCAGAACUGUCAGUUUGUUGAUGGACUGUUGUGUCUGUUCUGUGUCAGGCUGCGUCAGAGGUGGAGCAUCUGAAGGCUCAGAUGAUGACCCUGUUUAAUGAGCUACAACAGGCUCAGCGCAAACUGGACGACGCAGAGGGCAUGAAGAAGAACCUGCAGGACAGGUGAGAGACAGAGGAAAGAGAGGCAGAGGAGAAGAGAUGCAAUGAAAAUGUGUAAACUAUACUAACCUUUGCUCUUUCCCUUUCCCCCUUUCCACCCUUUCACUUUGCCUCUAUCCUGCUCUCUGUCUUUCUCUCUCUCCCCAUUCCCCCUUUCUCUCUCCGUCUGUGUAGAUGCAGGGAUGUGGAGCAGGAUGUGGUGACUCUGAAAGCCCAGCUGGUAGAGAAGCAGGAGGUUCAGAGUGAGAAUGACAGAUUGAAGCUGCAGGUGGACAGCAUGAAGGCCCAGGGCCAGCUAGAGCAGAGGAAAGCAGGAGAGGAGAGGUGGGACGACAGUCAAGCACGCACGCACACACACACACACACACACACACACACACACUGCCUACUCCCUCUUACACUAUUGGGCCAGUCCCUUGGGUGGGGUCUUGGGAUGGAAAUUCCCUGCUCCUCUUUUGAAAUCCUCCCACGCCCCCUGUCCCCUAUCAGUUUCCACUGGUCAGUGCCAUUAGUUUCUAUAUCUAAAUACUCCUUAGUCAUCAUGAGUCAGUUGCCCCUCCUCCCCUCCUCAGGACUAACCUGACCCAGCUGAAGGAUGCCUACACCAAGCUAUUCGAGGACUACAACGAGUUGAAGCAAGAGAGCAAGAACAGAGAGGUGACCACACUACUUAGCCUCUGUUAAACAGAAAUCAGUCUAGUUUGGCGCUUUGCACUGUUUUGUCGUUUGUCAAAAUGGUAUGGCAUGGUGAAUGGGAUGAAUCUGACCCUUGCCCUCUGUGUGGCCUUCAGCCACUGGUCACUAAGGAGGUGGGAGACCUGCAGACCAGACUGGGCGCAGCAGAGAAGGCCCUGGCUGCUAAGCAACAGCAGAUAGAUGUCAUGAAGCAAGAGAUAUAUCAGAAGGAGAAGGAGCUGGAGACCAUCUCUGUGUUCCAGGCUCAG